Molecule: messenger RNA, 1411 nt
Organism: Scomber japonicus (chub mackerel)
Lineage: Eukaryota; Metazoa; Chordata; Actinopteri; Scombriformes; Scombridae
Gene: sypb
Product: synaptophysin b
Exons: 8
Coding region: 465-1346 (293 amino acids)
Cellular component (GO): synaptic vesicle membrane; presynaptic active zone; synaptic vesicle
Source: RefSeq, a predicted model, not a curated record
GCUACAGAGAGAAGUGUGCAGUCACGUUAUUAAGAAGAGUUUUUCUGUUUUGUUGUUAUAAAGCAGCCACAGUCACUUCAGCAUUGUACUGUGUAGCGACCGUAACUCUGCAAAGCUGGAAAUGAAUGCGGUCCCCCCGCUCAACGAAGGAGUCCCGGUUUUCGUUUUUGUGUGUUCUACAAUUAAACCAGAGGCCCUCUACCACGGUUCGGGGUCAGCAAGCUGGUGCAAUCUCGGCUCCCUUUAGAAUAAAGGUGGGUCGCUAUUGGACAGGCGGCGCCACUCGUCUUUACUCCACGUCCAAUGGCUCCUCUGACGUCACGACGCUUCACACGUCCUCGCCCCAGCUUCGUGACGCAGUCCAAGCUCUUCCUCCUGGGCGUCAUCCUCCCCUGGGCUGUUCCGGAUGAGACGCUCCAUCCCUCCGCCCCUCUGAUCCUCUUAUCAGCGAGUAAGCGGCCAAGAUGGAUGUUGUAAACCAGUUGGUGGCCCAAGGCCAGUUCACAAUAAUCAAACAGCCACUGGGAUUCAUAAAAGUUCUACAAUGGAUCUUUGCAAUCUUUGCCUUCUCCACAUGUGGCAGUUACUCUGGCAUGUUCAAGUUGAGCGUGGAGUGUAAAAACCGGUCGGAGAGUGACCUAGGCAUAGAAGUAGAAUUUGAAUAUCCCUUCAGGCUCCAUCAGGUGUACUUUGAUGCCCCCACCUGUAAGGGAGAGAACUCUGAGCGUCUAUUCCUGGUCGGGGACUACUCUUCCUCAGCUGAGUUCUUUGUCACCAUCGCUGUCUUUUCCUUCCUCUACUCUAUGGCAGCUCUCUCUGUAUACUGUUUCAUACUGGAGAAGUACCGGGAAAACAACAAGGGGCCCCAAGUCGACUUUGUUGUGACAGCGGUGUUCGCCUUCAUGUGGCUGGUGUCCUCGUGUGCUUGGGCAAAAGGUUUGUCAGAUGUGAAAACAAACACUGAUCCAGAGAAGGUCAUUUCUUACAUCUCAGCCUGUGAAGAACAAGAGAAUCGCUGCCGUGAAGUUCAUGACCCCAAGGUCUCUGGCCUCAACACCUCUGUGGCUUUUGGCUUCAUCAACUUGAUCCUGUGGAUAGGAAACCUGUGGUUCGUGUUCAAAGAGACCGGCUGGUUGGCUGCCUUCGCUGGAACAUACGCCCCAUCACAGGAAAAGCAGCCUGCCCCUGAUUCCUUUGCCCAGGGUGGCUACGGUGAGCAGGACCCCUACGCCGGCUCCCAGGGAGGUUACCAACCCGACUACGGCCAGCAGGGAGGCUACAGCGAGGAUGGAGGCUACAACCAGGGCUAUGAGCAGCAGCCCACUUCAUUCUCUAAUCAAAUGUGAGCCUGUCCAGUCAAACUACAGCGGCAGGAUGGGUUACCUUGUGACUAUGGAGUGUGGCUCUCGAC